AUGACCAGGCUCCGUGCAGUGCUGCACCACUUCAAUCAAGCUGGUCUGAAGGUCAAGCACGAGAAGUGCCAGAUUGUGGUGCCCCAGGUUGAGUUCCUGGGAACCCUGUCUGCCGCUGAAAGAAACUACGGACAGGUGGACAAAGAGGCAUUGGCAAUUGUUGUGGGGGUGAAACGUUUCCACCACUACCUCUAUGGCCGCCAGUUCCAAAUUGUAACUGACCACAAGCCGUUGCUGGGCCUGUUAGCCAGCGACAAGCAAACGCCACAAAUGAUGUCCCUGCGAAUGACUCGAUGGAUUGUGUAUUUGGCUGCCUACAAUUACACCUUGGUAUACCGCCAAGCUCUUUAUCUUGGAGAAAGGUUAUUCAUCAGCUUUGAUAUGUUUGACAGCAGCCUUCUUCCUCUAACCAUCCCUGAUGGUUUUACAAGGUCACCUGCCAUUGUUAGUGCUGCUGCCUUUGGGCAGGAUACGAUCGUGGCAGUGGUGAAUGGCGCCGUCUUUCUCUAUCUCUAUGCUACAUGGAAGAGAUGGCUGCAUUCAAAGGGGAUUACUCAUCCAGUUACUGAUCUUGCAAGCUACACAUGCUGCUUUGCUCUAAAUGAUCCUGCCUGUGACAAAAUCAAUGAACUUAUUCUGGCAUAUCACCCAGGCAAUUUGGUUAGCAACACUACCACUAAUAAUGAACUUGCACUCCUCACUAAGACUCAGCUUUUCUACGGAAACUUUGACAUGGUUAUUAGAAGCGUGGUACAUUUGGGAGACAAAACUCUUUCCUCAGCCAAUGUUUCUUGUGAAACUAUGUUAUUUGAAAAUAUUGGAAUACUUAGCAUCAUCCAUCCAAUUCCCGGCAAUGCAUCCAAUUACUAUCAUUUUCAAAAAUGCAUCAUCAACAUCCAGGAAAAGCUCAUGACUGUGAAACCAUUACCGCGACACUGUCCAAUGGAGAUCCUCACGGGUGAUUUCCAUAACAGGAUGUAUUAUAUUGAUACAAAGCAGCAGCUUCAUUUUAAUGCCACAUUUGUACCAAAGCCAGGGACUAGUGCUUAUCCAUUUGUAAUGGUGACCAAUCCAGGAGUACUGGUAUUCGAGGCACAUAUUAUGGAGGAUGGCUACACCUUUAAUGGAAACCCUAAAUACAGCUUGAAAAUUAAAUUAGAAGAACAACCACAAUUAACAAGUAUGAUGGUAGGAAAACAGAACUCAACACUCUUAAAGUUGUCAUCUAUUACUGUGGACAUCUAUAACAAAGGGCUAUUCUGUAUUGACAUGUAUCCAUUGACAGCUCUUAUUGCAGUGGACUGCCCACCUAAGAAACACAUCAGAAUUUUAAGGACAACAACAGGUUGCAGUAAAGGUCUCUUUGAACCAAGACUACUACAGAAUUUUGUUUAUUCAAUUGAUAAGAAUCUAUAUGAUCCUUUGUUCCUUGGUAGAAAAAAUUUAGCACAGGACAAUCUUAAUGUGACCUAUCAAUAUGACACUUGGGGAUGUCCUAUUCUCUUAUAUUAUGAUAAGCCGUGGCUUCCAAAACUUGAAUUAUGGAAUGACGAUGAAUUUGUGGAAUACGUUUCUGCGGAUUUUGUACUAUAUGAAAUAAAUGGAAUGCACAAUUAUGAUUAUCUCUUGACUGAAAUAGAGGCCAAUUGUUUGUCAGAGGCCCAGAACUGGACCAAACAAUUAGCAAUUUUUCCAGGCUCUCCACACAUUGCAUGGACUAGAUAUACUUAUGAGAGUUGCAAGAACCCCAAAGGAAACACCUCUUUGCCAUCAAUUAAGUCAAAGUACCAGGUUUUAAACAGGGAUGAAGGAAAUAGAAUACUUUUUCCACAGUACAAUGGAUUUUAUGUCUUCAGAGCUAUUGUUGUAGAUAGACUAUAUAGCUAUUGUGACUUUACCACAGUUUUCAGUGUGUACGUUCAUGGAGCCCUCCCAAAAUCUAAAGUCAGUGUUGGGAAAGCACUAAUUAGUUUUCUUGUUCUCAUAUUUGGCACAAUGCUGAUGGUUUAUUUUUUUCUUAAAUUACUAAAGGAGUACUCAAGAAUGAAAUAA
Thamnophis sirtalis is the source of this 2052-nucleotide messenger RNA. Lineage: Eukaryota; Metazoa; Chordata; Lepidosauria; Squamata; Natricidae. The record is from RefSeq and is a predicted model, not a curated record.